Messenger RNA from Lonchura striata (white-rumped munia), 1846 nucleotides. It is a transcript of the gene PGLYRP2, whose product is annotated as peptidoglycan recognition protein 2. Gene Ontology annotation, molecular function: N-acetylmuramoyl-L-alanine amidase activity; zinc ion binding. Gene Ontology annotation, biological process: peptidoglycan catabolic process. NCBI's taxonomy places the organism in Eukaryota, Metazoa, Chordata, Aves, Passeriformes, Estrildidae. The record is from RefSeq and is a predicted model, not a curated record.
GAGGCCCUGGGCCAUGUCCUGCAGGGUGUCCCCCUGGCCCACAGGGUGUCCCCGUGUCCCUCAAGGUGUCGCCAUGUCCUGCAGGAUGUUUCCGUGGCUGCUCCUGGCACUGAGUGUCUGCGCCCACCCUGGCAGGGGCAUGUCCCUAGCUGUGUCCCCAGUUGUGCCCCCACGCCACAUGGACUCCGUGCUCGACAUCCUGGACGCCCUCGAGUCCCCGGCCCGGGGCGGCUCCCCCGGCACCGCCGCGGCCUUAGGGAGGGGGCUGGGGGUCUGCAGCACCCCGGGGUGCCGGGCGGUGCUGGGCGAGCCCCUCGGGAACCCCGGACGCCCCCCGGCUCUCACGCCAGGCCAGUGGCAGCUCCUGACGGAGCUCCUCCACCACGACCCGGCGACACCGGAGCUGGGGGCGGUGCUGGCCCCCGACGGCUCCACGGUGGCCCUCGGUCCCCUCCUGGCUGGCAUCGAGGCGGGGCUGAGAUCUGGCGGCUUUGGGCGACCCCUCCCCACCCUCAACCCUCCCGCCGACCCCCUCUUGGCUGUCACCAUCGCCGAGGCUUUGGGGACAUCCUUCCUGCUGGCGCAGGGGGGUGACAACAACGCCACCGCACUGGGACCCGGCGGCUGCUGGGACGAUGUGGAGAACCCCCAAAAUUAUACCUUGAGGGGUCCCCCGUCCCCUGUCCCCGACCCUGUGGCCAUCGGGGCCAUGGAUGGGGUGGUCCUGGGGGCGCAGCUGGCCCGGGGACCCCUCCCGGUGGCCGAACUGCUUCGGAGCUACUACGGGACUGGGAAUGGCUCAGAAGCGGAGAGACCCCCCAGCAGUUACCGGCGCCGGGUUUUUCGGGCACUGGCGGGACAGGGACGACUGGAGAAGGAGGUGGAAGCGGUUUUGGAGCUGCUGAGGACGCUGUCACCCACCUCGGAGCUCCUGAGGGGCAUGGGGACAGAGGAGGUGGCGGCCGUGGCUCGUAGGGCGGCACGGGAGUUCAGCGAGCGCUACGUGGAGUGCCCAGCCAUCGUGCCACGCUGCCUGUGGGGUGCCCGUCCCUACCGGGGCAGCCCAGCCCUGCUGCAGCCCCCACUGGGCUCAGUGUUCCUGCACCACACCCUGGAGCCAUCGCAGCCCUGCCGGACCUUCAGUGCCUGUGCCCACGCCAUGAGAAACAUGCAGCGCUUCCACCAGGACACCCGCGGCUGGGAUGACAUCGGCUACAGCUUUGCGGUGGGCUCGGAUGGGUACCUGUACGAGGGCCGGGGGUGGCACUGGGUGGGUGCCCACACCAAGGGCUACAACACCCAAGGCUUUGGCGUUGGCAUCAUUGGGAACUUCACGGGCACGCUGCCGGACCCCGACACGCUGGCCCUUGUGCGGGAUGAGCUCCUGCCCUGCGCUGUCCGCUCUGGACACAUCCGGCAGGACUUCACCCUCCGCGGCCACCGCCAGCUCGUCCACACCGACUGCCCUGGCAACGCCCUCUUCCAGGAGAUCCAGAGCUGGCCCAGCUUCCAGGGGACACCGGUGGCACUGGGGCUUCGGUGAGGAGCAGCUCCAGGCCGGGGAGCCUGGGCUGGAUAGAGGCAGGAGAGGUUGGAAAGUGGUCCAGAUGGACACCAGCCCAGUCUGGAUGGACACUGGUCCAGCAGAUGUUGGUGAUGCAUCAAGCUGGACACUGGUCCAGAUGAACACCAGACCCAUGGAUCCCAGCUGGACUCUGGUCUGCAGCUCCUCAGCAUGGACAGCCCCCAGCCCAGAUGACCACCAGCCCAGCCACACCCUGGCCUACCAGCCCACAGUAGCCCCAACCCCAAAACCCCUCAAAAUAAAUCCAAUUUCAGGACAUCA